Lathyrus sativus (Indian pea) is the source of this 750-nucleotide messenger RNA. NCBI's taxonomy places the organism in Eukaryota, Viridiplantae, Streptophyta, Magnoliopsida, Fabales, Fabaceae. The record is from the annotation of a GenBank genome assembly.
AUGAGCAGUUGCAGGAUUGCCGGAGUCAAAUACGAGUGUUUGCUUUUCGACAUGGAUGACACUCUCUAUCCAUUGAGCUUAGGGAUCAAUUUGGCGUGUCGCAAGAAUAUUAUAGAUUAUAUGUUAGAACACUUACAUAUUGAAGAAAGUAAAGUAUCAAAGAUGUGUCUCGAUUUGUAUCUCGAACAUGGAACAACUAUGGCAGGAAUGAAGGCCCUCGGCUACGAGUUUGACAAUGAUGAGUUUCAUGCUUAUGUGCACGGAAGAUUACCAUACGAGAAACUAAAGCAAGAUUUAGUGUUAAGGAACCUUCUUCUUUCCAUGCCUCAGCGUAAAAUAAUAUUCACCAACGCAGAUCACGCGCAUGCGAUUGAAGUUCUCAGCAGGCUCGGCUUGGAAGACUGCUUUGAGGGCAUCAUAUGCUUUGAAACGCUUAAUCCUCUCAGCUCUUGCCGACAAAUCCUCUGCAAACCUUCUGUUGAAGCCUUUGAGGCUGCUAUUAGAAUCGCGAAAGUGGACCCAAAGAAAACGAUUUUCUUUGAUGACAGUGUUAGAAAUGUUGCAAGUGGAAAAGUAGCUGGAUUUCACACUGUGAUUGUCGGUCGUUCAGAUUUAGUGCCUGGUGCAGACCAUGCUCUCAACAGCAUUCAUAAUAUCAGAGAAGCGUUACCUGAAAUAUGGGAAGUUGAAGAAGACAACCAACAAAAAAUAAUCAAAUCACUUGCAGUCGAAGCUACGGUCCAUGCAUAG